AUGGCUGAAGAAAGCGUCAAAGAAGCAACUUUUGCUUCGUUGGGUGUAUUAGAAGAAUUAUGUAAAGCAUGUGAACAAUUAAAUUAUAAAACUCCAACGGCAAUUCAAACAGAAGCAAUUCCUUGGGCCUUACAAGGUAGAGAUAUAAUAGGAUUGGCACAAACUGGGUCUGGGAAAACGGCUGCCUUUGCUUUACCUAUUUUACAAGCAUUAUGGGAGGCACCACAAGGGCUUUUUGCUUGUGUAUUAGCACCUACAAGAGAAUUGGCGUAUCAAAUAUCAGAAACAUUUGAAUCUUUAGGAUCUGUAAUUGGUGUUCGUUGUGUUGUUAUAAUAGGUGGUAUGGAUAUGAUGACACAGGCUAUUGCUCUAUCUAAAAAACCUCAUAUUAUAAUAGCUACCCCAGGAAGAUUACAAGAUCAUUUAGAAAAUACCAAAGGUUUUAGUUUAAGGAAUUUAAAGUACUUGGUAAUGGAUGAGGCAGAUAAAUUAUUAGAUAUGGAUUUUGGACCAAUUAUUGAUAAACUUUUAAAAGUGAUACCUAAGGAACGUAACACCUACCUAUUCUCUGCUACAAUGACAACAAAGGUGGCCAAAUUACAACGUGCUUCUUUGAAUAAUCCUGUCAAGAUUGAAGUUUCUUCCAAAUAUUCUACAGUGUCAACACUUCUUCAAUAUUAUCUUUUUUUCCCUUUUAAAUUUAAAGAUUGUUAUCUCGUCUAUUUGUGUAAUGAACUUGCAGGAAAUUCAAUUAUUAUAUUUAAUAGAACUUGCAAUGAUACUCAACGCCUUGCUUUAUUAUUAAGAAAUCUUGGAUUUCCUGCAAUACCGCUACACGGACAAUUAUCACAAGCCAAUCGACUAGGUUCAUUAAAUAAAUUUAAAGCUGGAAAUAGAAAUAUUCUGGUAGCUACCGAUGUUGCGAGCAGAGGGCUGGAUAUUCCACUCGUAGAUGUAGUAAUAAAUUUUGAUAUUCCAGCGAAUAGUAAAGAUUACAUUCAUCGAGUAGGACGUACGGCUCGUGCAGGAAGAUCGGGUAAAUCAAUUACAUUUGUAACACAAUACGAUGUUGAAUUAUUUCAACGUAUUGAAAAUGUUAUUGGGAAGAAAAUGGAACUUUUCCCAAUUGGGAAUAAAGAUGAUAUUCUAUUGCUUGAAGAACGUGUGUCUGAAGCACAAAGAAUCGCUACAUUGGGGUUGAAAGAACAACAACAAAAACAAAGGAAAGGAAGUAGACGUAUUAGAAUCAUUAUCAUUUUAUUAAUGCUUGGGCUUGAGCUUAAUUUUGAAUUACAAAAUAGUAAACAACUUAGUGCUAGACUAGCUAAAGUAACUUCUUCAAAUGAACUUGACUCAAAGUAUGCUGAACAAUAA
Messenger RNA from Entrophospora candida, 1374 nucleotides. The record is from the annotation of a GenBank genome assembly. Lineage: Eukaryota; Fungi; Glomeromycota; Glomeromycetes; Entrophosporales; Entrophosporaceae.